Molecule: messenger RNA, 436 nt
Organism: Physella acuta
Lineage: Eukaryota; Metazoa; Mollusca; Gastropoda; Physidae
Source: RefSeq, a predicted model, not a curated record
UUUCUUAUUAUACACAGUCAGAUUUAACUUAAUGUUUGAGAAAAUGUUUGGCAAACAUUGCCUUUUCAUCUGCCUGACACUGACCUUACUACACCAUGCAGUCUUGUCUACCGUGUUCAAGGAAAAGUUUUUCGACAUCCCUCUGCCGGACUCAGACAAGGUUUCGAUGAAAUACGGAUCCAUCGUCAAAGAUGGCUCAUUACUGAUGUCCAGGCCCCGUAGGGCGACAGCACAACUUCAUGUUGGCAGCAUACACGCUGGCAGAAACCACAACCAUCAGCAGCAGCAGCAGAGAGCCAGCAGACGAUUAUGGUGGCAGAAAUACAACGCACUGAGGUCAGGCGGACAAGUUCUGGACGCCUGAGUCUAACUAGGGACAAGAGAAUCUAACAAGAGAAACAACAACAAUUUAUAAUAAGCGACUCGACAUAGAACG